AAUCACGGCGGGGAGGGUUCGCUGGCCCCGCCCCGCCUCCUCGCGGGUCGCGCGCAGCUCGCGCCUGCGGGAACUGCGGAUCCGGGGUCUGAGCGGGCUUGGGGCUGUUUCCAUUGAAUGACCAGGAAGGCUCUCAGUGCCUAGCGUUCCUGCAAAACUGCUUCCACGCAAAGGGACCUUCGGGAAAUUUCGCUGAGCACUGCUGACUGACAAACCCUGAGUCCCUGGGCCUUUCCAGUUUUCCUGGCAGGUUGAUUUCAAGGCAACAUGUCCUCCGCUUCUAUGAAGGAAUGCCUGCAGCUUCAGCUGCUGGAGAUGGAAAUGCUGUUUUCCAUGUUUCCCAACCAAGGAGAAGUAAAACUUGAAGAUGUAAAUGCCUUGACGACUAUAAAGAGGUAUUUGGAAGGCACAAGGGAGGCGCUGCCACCAACAAUUGAAUUUGUGAUUACACUCCAGAUUGAGGAGCCCAAGGUGAAAAUUGAUUUGCAAGUAACCAUGCCUCACAGCUACCCCUAUGUAGCAUUGCAGCUGUUUGGACGGUCAUCUGAGCUUGACAGACAAGAGCAGCUACUUCUCAACAGAGGUCUCACUUCUUAUAUAGGGACUUUUGAUCCAGGUGAGCUCUGUGUAUGUGCAGCAAUCCAGUGGUUACAGGACAACAGUGCCUCCUAUUUCCUGAACAGAAAGCUCGUUUACGAACCAUCUACGGAAGCAAAGCCAGUCAAGAACACAUUUCUCCGAAUGUGGAUCUACAGCCACCACAUUUAUCAGCAGGACCUAAGGAAAAAGAUUUUGGAUGCUGGGAAAAGGUUAGAUGUGACUGGAUUUUGUAUGACAGGAAAGCCUGGUAUAAUCUGUGUGGAGGGCUUCAAAGAGCCCUGUGAGGAAUUCUGGCACACAAUUAGGUAUCCCAAUUGGAAGCACAUUUCCUGUAAGCAUGCUGAAAGUAUGGAAACUGAAGGAAAUGGCGAGGAUCUGCGCCUUUUCCAUUCUUUUGAAGAAUUACUCCUUGAGGCCCAUGGUGACUACGGAUUAAGGAAUGACUAUCACAUGAAUCUGGGCCAGUUCUUAGAAUUUCUUAAAAAACACAAAAGUGAGCAUGUUUUUCAGAUACUAUUUGGUAUUGAAAGCAAAAGUUCAGAUUCCUAGGAAGUUAUUUAAAGGCCUAUGCUUAUAAUCUUACCAAGUCAGUAUUUCUGUUAAUAAAACUACAAUAUUCAGGCCAGUGGCCAUUUAGCAUUCCUGUGAGAAACCUGGCUGCAGAAUUUUUACAUAGGUCUUUUAACUUUACAGUAGUGCCCUCGUGAUGUUAUCUCCAUGUUCUUGUAUUAACUGGAAGCUAUUUAAUUGUAACUUAAUAAAAGCAGUCACUUUAACUGGGGAAGCUGAUUUGUAAAGAAGAGUCCAAAGCCCAUAGUUAAUGUCAACAGUCCAACCCCCACUCUGAAUUCACAAAUAGGAAUAACAUCUAUCCCUUUCACAGUGCUACCAUAAGUUGGCACACCACAUUCCCUUUCAUUAUUGGGGAUGAAUUCUAAAUCAAGUUUAAAGUGAGAACAAAGCACAUUUACAACAUUUCUUACUUUAUGCUAAAGUCCCCUAUUUUGAGUUUUUUCUUUCAGUAAAACUGGAUCCCAUCUGUAAUGGCAGAGGAAUCAGAAGUUUCAAGAGUAAUGAGGACGACACGUGUUAUCUGGCCGUUUGGGUUGGUUGAUUAAUGACACUAAAGAGAAUGAUACCAGUGUUCUCAGUUCUUACCCACACAAAAAGAUACUUCUUGUCUACAAAGUGUUGCACAGGUGAUGCAUCCGGGGAAUCUCCACCCAUGUGCCAGGACAGGAGUGUUGAGAGGACCAGUGUGGAUGCCUCUGAACCAUCGCCUUACUGGGGGUGAAAAACUGAACUCUACACUUUGGUGAUAAGUUACUGUCAUCUCUUCUGAAAAUUCCAAGCUCCACAGGCUUCACCAGCCUUUUUCAAAAUAAGAGUUUAUUUCAAUGAUAACCCCUAAUAAAGUGGCACUUGCCAAACCUUUU
Molecule: messenger RNA, 2036 nt
Organism: Miniopterus natalensis
Lineage: Eukaryota; Metazoa; Chordata; Mammalia; Chiroptera; Miniopteridae
Gene: RWDD2A
Product: RWD domain containing 2A
Molecular function (GO): protein binding
Source: RefSeq, a predicted model, not a curated record